Apus apus (common swift) is the source of this 5291-nucleotide messenger RNA. RefSeq names its product 5'-nucleotidase ecto (gene NT5E). Gene Ontology annotation, biological process: AMP catabolic process. Bases 1622 to 2791 code for a protein of 389 amino acids. The record is from RefSeq and is a predicted model, not a curated record. NCBI's taxonomy places the organism in Eukaryota, Metazoa, Chordata, Aves, Apodiformes, Apodidae. Gene Ontology annotation, cellular component: plasma membrane. The transcript has 8 exons. Gene Ontology annotation, molecular function: nucleotide binding; 5'-nucleotidase activity; metal ion binding.
AAUAUCCUUUGCUACUUUUAUUACUCGCCCACUUGUUUGAAUCUAAAGAUGAUUUUUUUCAUCUGAAAAGUAAGAAGUUUGUUGUUUCAUCAGUCUUUAUUUGCAUUAUGCAACUUUUUAACAGCCUGAUUUUUAAACUGGAGGAGAUUGGUUAAUAUUAAAAGCCAUUUUCUUACAGACCUGAGUUAUUUAACAUCACUGAAUGAUCUAAGAAUAUAACAAGGUCAGUAAGAUUGCAGGAGAGCUGUGGAGGUUUUUAUUGUUGUUUAGGGUUUUAAAUUUAUAUUCUAUUAUAUUGUUAUUUAUCAAUUUAAACAAAAGUUAAAACAUUAAUACAGCUUGUCUUUAGAGUGAAAUGUGUUCAAACCAAUAUAUUUCUCUGUGUGUUGAAAUUUUGUUCUUGGAUGCCUCCAUGCUCAAGCCCCUAGUAAAAGCAAAGAGAGCUUCACAUGUGUUUUUGAACCAGAAGUUGCCUAAGAUGUUUUUAGCUUCUCAAAUAUUUCCAGAAAUUAGGCUCCAGAAGGAACACCCAUUCAGCUUUUACCACAAUUGCUUCAUUCAUGAGUAAAAUUAGAAUUAAUGAGGACAAAGACUUCUAAAUUUCUGACUAUUUUUCCAACAUUUCAGGGGUUUUGGUUUGUUGAGUUUGGUUGGUUUUUUUUUUAGUAAAAUGGUCUUUGGUCGGUCUGUCAGAAUGAGAAACACAUUUAAAUCAGCUGUAGGAGAUCUGAGUCACUGCCUGCUUGAAGUUCAGCCACCCUCUGACAAGAUCAGACUUUCUUCCUUGAUUUUUUCAGUAGGGAUGCCCCUAAACCAUCCACCCCUGGAUGAUUUAAGACAUUGAAAAGGACUUCAUACUGCUUCUCUUUCAGUUGCUAAGUAAUAAAGUAUUGCAUAGCUUUCUUGAGAAAAGGAAUAUAGGAAGUAUUAGAAUAUAAAACUGUGCUUUUCCUUCUGUGCUGUGUAAUUCCUAUACUGGAUGUUUUAAACUAUUGGGAAGUGGACAUCUGACUCAGAAUAGACUUCUGUAUCACUUCUAUUUCACAGUGGUUUGGUUUUGGAGUUCUUUCUUUUUUUUUUUUUUCUUUCCCUCAGUGAAAAUUGAUCUGUAUUCAGGGUAGGCAAUAGAAUUUCACCUGUGCUUGAGGGCAUGAGGGCAGGUGGCAUCUGACAUCACAGUAAGUUUGGAAAAUGGACAGACAGAGGAUAUUGUUUUUCAUUAAGGGUUAAUAAAAUAGAUCUCAGCUCUUCUUCCAAAUUACUGUGUUGGUGUGAUAAGGUCAUCAAAUUAACUUUCUUACAAAUAAAUAUACUAGAGGAAAAUCCAGAUAGUGCUGGAAUGACUCUUUGAGGCAUUUAAAUACAUUUCCAAUAAUAUCCAGACAUAAUAUUGAAUGCCUUGAUACACUGAGACAGCAUAACAGAGACUACAACUAGAAAAAAACAGUGUGUGAAGGGAAGGCUUGUUAGCUCCAUAGAUGGAGCUGAAGCAGCUCUAGGCUAAGUAUAUCCCACAGUGUAAUUAAGCAACAAGCAAGGCAAAUUCUGACAGCAGCUUUUAUAGUCAUCAGAGUUUUUCUAAUUUUCUGCUUUGCCUUCUCAGCACUUGGAAGGUUUGAAAAUGUGGAUUCAAGGAGAUGAUGUAAUCUUUGAAGAUGAAAUUGAAGCAUUGCAAGUAGAAGUGAAUAAACUUGCUGCUAUGGGAGUAAACAAAAUAAUUGCCCUAGGACAUUCUGGUUUUACUGUGGACAAAAAUAUUGCCCAAAAAGUGAAAGGAGUGGAUGUUGUAAUUGGAGGACAUACAAACACAUUUCUCUAUACAGGCACCCCACCCUCCACUGAGGUGCCAGCUGGCCCAUAUCCAUUCAUGGUUGACUCAGAUGAUGGAAGGAAGGUGCCAGUUGUACAAGCUUAUGCUUAUGGAAAGUAUCUGGGUUACUUAAAUGUUACAUUUGACAAGAAAGGAAAUGUAGUUGAAGCAGUUGGAAACCCCAUUCUGCUGGACAGCAGUGUUCCUGAAGAUGUGCACAUUAAAGAAGAAGUGGAAAAAUGGAGGAAAAACCUGGGGAAUUAUUCUACAGAGAUUGGACAAACUAGUGUUUACCUAGAUGGUACAACCCAAACGUGUCGCUUCCGAGAAUGUAACAUGGGGAAUUUCCUUUGUGAUGCUGUGCUUUAUGAGAAUAUUGGACAUCCGUAUGACAAGUCAUGGAACCAUGUUUCAAUGUGCAUCCUGAAUGGAGGUGGGAUACGAUCUGCCAUUGAUGAACAGAGCAGUAAGGGUAGCAUUACUUUGGAAGAUCUGCUGUCUGUUUUGCCAUUUGGAGGUCGUUUUGAUCUGGUAAGGCUUAAAGGCUCCACUCUGAAAGAAGCUUUCGAGCACAGCGUGCACAGAUACGGGCGAGGAAGCGGAGAGCUGCUGCAAGUUGGAGGCAUCCAUGUGGUCUAUGACCUCUCCAGAGCCCCAGGAAGCAGAGUGGUUAGCUUAGAAGGGCUUUGCACAGCCUGCCGAGUCCCAGCCUACUUCCCACUCAAGAUGGAUGAAAUAUACAAUGUGACUCUUCCAUCCUACAUGUUAUUUGGAGGAGAUGGCUAUCAUAUGCUGAAAGACAAAAAUCUGGGCUACAGUAAAGGUGAACCUGAUGUUGAGGUUGUUUCCCGUUACCUCCAGAGAAUGAAGAGGAUUUACCCUGCUGUGGAAGGUCGAAUAAAGUUUUCUUCUGGAAGUCUUGUUGAAGGAAGUCUUACCCUGAUUUCUGUAUUGCUCGCUGUAACAUUCUUGUAUACUUGAUUUUUUGCUCCAUUAUGUUUUUGUUUGGAGGAAGACAGGAGGAGAGAUGCUUCUGGCAAAGGGAAAAGAGAACUGUCCUCUUUUCUUACACUAAAGAUGAAUGAGCAUUUAGGUUUCUGCAUGUCAACAGCAUGCAAAGCAACAAGCAACUGUCUUUAAUCUGGUAGAACCACUGAAGCACACAGGCCAGAAGGAGUGGGCAGAAUUCAUAACUUCCCUGAGGUUGAAUCAGCAGGUACAAACUUGCAUAACCCACAAUUCAGCUGGAUGUUGCAAGAAGCAAAGUAGCAGUGGAUACUAAUGGGAUAUUUUUAACUUGUCAAAUUCUUUUCGCUGCUUUAGUGAUUUGAAUGGGAAUCUGAUUUCCAGAAGUGUAAACAAGCUUCUAGAAAUUGAUUCGUUAUAGGUGUAUAUACCUUGAUUUGAUCUCCACGCAGAGUCAAAGCUUUAAAUCUAAUAACCCUGCGUCCAAUCAUAUUUAUCAUACCUACUCCUGAAAAAGCUGGAUUAACCUCAGUGUUAUUAAAAGCAUGAGGUCCAUUUUUAUGCAAUUAAGGAAAGUUUUCCAUUUUACUUUUGAAGAUGCAGCAUCUCACUUAUGUUUCCCAUUAAUAAAGGGCCAUGAAAGCUUGAUUUUAUUUUUAUCAACUUUAACAAAUUGAGGAUAUAUACUUCCCUAUUUAAUAUGACCAGUUUAGGGACUGUAUCUAGAGUGAGAACACAGUCUAUGAUUAUAGUUCAUACAAAUAUGCUCAAUUUUACCCCUUUCUCCAAAGACCAAAGCACAGGACUCUUGACCAUUACUGUGUAUCAGCCACGUUCAGAAAGGAUGUUGGAGACUUCUGCAACACUAUGGCAACCUUUGGAAGUUGCCCAGUAAUGGGACUUUUUCCAGCAUAAUCUGUCUUUAUCAUAACUAUGACCAUAACUCAAAAGCCUGUCACUUCUAUGUGAAGUCUGUUUAAAAAAUACACCAUUCUAGGAGACAGGCUAAGGAGUGUAAAAUCAGAAAUGUGAGGACAUGUUAAGUACACUUCUGACACACUAUCAAGAAGUGAUUGCUUAUAAAUGAGCAAAAGAUGAUUCUUUUUCUAAGAUUGUUCACCUUUGGAAUUUUGACAUCAACAUGUUCCCAAGUUGUUUACUGCUAUAUUGAACUGAUUCUUAGUGUUUUGAACAAAGCUCCUUGUUUUUAUGCUUGUUUUCAGACCCCAGCUACUCACCUCUUAAAUCCACUGCACCUGCAGAUUUUAAGGAGAAGGUGCAUUAAGACUGAACAACCACUAUGCUUAAAUUUCAUGGCCUCAUUAGUUUCCACAUAAAUUCAAGGGUUGUGCAUUUAAAGAUCUGGACUAUACAACCGUGUUUAGUAAGUUGUGUUAGAACAGGGAAACAAACAACUGACCUCAACACACUAUUAGUUAAAACAUGGCAUUGAUGAUUUGUCAAUACCAGCCCCUAAAGUUACUAAUUUACAGCAUGGUCUUCCCCAAAUCAACAUAAACCAGUAACAGUGAUGCACUUACAGACUGAGUUGUACCUGCACACCAACUUUUGAUGAGUUGUAACAACUCCUUUGGCAUUCCCAGAGAGAAGGAACACUUGUCCUUCUUUUGACAAAUGGGAGGAAAAGGGAUGCAAAAGUAACAGAAAUAAGUAAUGCAAAUUGUAUUGACAAAGAACACCAACACUGCAUUAAAUUGGUUUGUUUGUAAAAGGAGAAAAUGGGUGUUUUCUUAAAGGAAAAACUGAAAAUACCCCUGUAUUGUUCUGUGAGUAAAACCUGUUCUAAAUCCUGGUAUGAAAGUCCCUUUUAAUGUCUCUUUUACAAAGGCUGGGCCAAAAAACUUUUACAGGAAAAAGAACUUCCAUGCAUUUUUGUACUGAUAAAAUUUUUAGAAAAUACUGUGAACAGACUCAUGCUCUUUUCCAAGCCUGUAAAGAGGGUAUCAGAAAAAACCCUCGUACACCUAGAUAAGAAACUGCAGAAAAAUAAAGAUUAUGGUAAAAGUAAAAACCACUUUUCACACCCAUUAUUAUUUUAAGAGUGCUUUAGAUCAGAAGGUCAGAUGUUAAAUAAACUAAAUCAUACACAUGAUUUUCCAUGCUCAUGGAAACCAUGAAGGCCAUGAUAGUUCUGAGAGUAUUUGUAUGCAGUGGAUUCAAUCAUCUAAUACUGUUUUUUUUUUUCAAUAGUAAAAUUUGUUAAAACAGAAACUUCAUGGGAGCAUUCUGCAACUUCUUCCAAACAAUUUUUUCUACAUAUCCUUGAAGGAAGACAACAGCAGUUGCUCUUUUAGCAAAGUAUAUGUUGGCUGGUCUCCCAGCCAUCUUCUUUUAUGUCAUCCUGUAAUUUCAUACACAGAGAUUCUAGGGAAUUAAGAGACUUUUACUGAUAGCAGCUAAAGCAGAUUUUAAAUAAAAAGUACAGAUAUAUUAUUUACUUGUAAUUGGUAUUAAAUUUUCAUUAUCUUUAUUGAAUAAAGAGAUUUUUUCAGAA